AUGUUCUCUGGCUACACACAACUCUCCAUCCGGAUCCUUACGUCUUUGCCUCUCCCAUGUUCCCCAUCGGUUCCCCUCGUUGCUACUGUUAACUUACCCACCCCACCACCAUACACUCGCCAGCCCACGGAAACCGGCCUGACGCCUUGCCUUUAUUGUCAACCGUCGAGGCAGAACCGGUGCCUCGCCCACCCAGCAACCACCACCUGCAACCAGCAGCGCGAACGCUUGCCAGUUCUCGUCAUUCUUCGACGGGAUCUCGGCCUGCCUCCGGUCUCCACCACGCUUCCGCGACGCAGUUCCAGGAAGCGGAAGCCCUCGUCCGACCAUUCCGCCAGCACCGGCGUGAACCCUCCCCCGCGCAAGAAAGUCGACGUGAGCGGUGCUCAGCGCUUGAAGAAGGCCGCGUUGCCUGCGACUCCUACGACGCUGGGUUCGACUGCCAUGGACUCGGAUGACGAGUUCAGCGGCCAUUCCAGUAUGGAGGGCUUUGAGGAGGACGCUUUCGAUAGCGAUAUGAGCGACGAACUUGUAUCCGACAUGGAGGUGGACGCGGACGCAGGCUUCGAUUCACAGGAUAAGAUCAUCAAACCGGGACGGAAGGCUUAUGAAGUGGACUACCGGGUCUACAGCCCCGCCGAGAUACGCGCGUACCAGAACGACCAGAUCAACGACGUCUCCCGCAUCCUCGAGCAGCCACCAGAAGCGACGGCGAUCCUCCUGCGCCAUGCGCGCUGGAGCAAGGAGCGGCUGAUCGAAUCGUACAUGGACAACCAGGAGCAGGUGCUGGAGGAGUCGGGCCUCGGCGAGGAUUCGGCCGGACCGCCGCGUUUUCAGCAGAUUAAAGGGUUUGUGUGCGAGAUCUGCUGCGAGGAUGAGGAGGGCAUGGAUACGUUUGCGAUGAAAUGUGGCCAUCGGUUCUGUGCCAACUGCUACAAGCAGUAUCUAGCACAAAAGGUCAAGGAUGAGGGGGAAGCCGCGCAUAUCAAGUGUCCCGGAGAUGGUUGUAACCGGAUAGUUGAUUCAAAGUCGGUCGAUCUCCUCGUGUCGACGGACCUGAAAGAUAGGUAUCAAACGCUCCUAAUCCGAACAUACGUGGAUGACAAGGAGAAUCUCAAGUGGUGCCCGGCUCCGAACUGCGAGUAUGCGAUAGACUGCGGGGUGAAGCCGAGAGAGCUGGCCACCGUCGUUCCCACCGUCCGUUGCAAGUGCAGCCAUGACUGGUGUUUUGGUUGCACGCUGAACGACCACCAACCGGCGCCAUGCCGGCUGGUGCGGAAAUGGUUGAAGAAAUGCGAGGAUGACUCCGAAACCGCUAACUGGAUCUCGGCUCACACCAAAGAAUGCCCCAAGUGCCAGUCGACGAUCGAGAAGAACGGAGGGUGCAAUCACAUGACGUGUCGUAAGUGUCGUCACGAGUUCUGCUGGAUGUGUAUGGGUCACUGGCAGGAGCAUGGCAACAGCUGGUACAACUGCAAUCGAUACGAGGAGAAAAGCGGCUCGGAAGCACGCGAUGCCCAGGCCAAGUCUCGGCAGUCUCUGGAACGGUACUUGCAUUACUACAACCGCUACGCCAACCACGAGCAGUCAGCGCGCCUCGACAAAGACAUCUACCUCAAGACAGAGAAGAAGAUGACGCAACUGCAGUCGUCGUCGGGCAUGUCCUGGAUUGAAGUGCAGUUCCUCGAAGGAGCGUCGCAGGCCCUCCAGCAGUGCCGGCAGACACUCAAGUGGACCUAUGCGUUCGCAUAUUACCUAGCGCGCAACAACCAGACGGAGAUCUUCGAAGACAACCAGAAAGACCUGGAGAUGGCGGUCGAGAACCUGAGCGAGAUGUUCGAGAAGCCGGCGGACCAGCUCAAAGAUCUCAAGGGGGAUAUGAUGGACAAGACGUCGUACUGUAACAAGCGCCGGAUCAUCCUACUGGAAGUGACCGCCGAGCGAUUGAAACAAGGUGAGAGUCACCGCUCGGACUUUGGGACCAGUGAGGCUAACUCGCGGGCAGGCGCUUGGGAGUUUAAUACGGAUUUAUCGGCAUAA
Messenger RNA from Eremomyces bilateralis CBS 781.70, 2040 nucleotides. RefSeq lists its product as uncharacterized. The record is from RefSeq and is a predicted model, not a curated record. Lineage: Eukaryota; Fungi; Ascomycota; Dothideomycetes; Eremomycetales; Eremomycetaceae. Gene Ontology annotation, cellular component: cytoplasm; ubiquitin ligase complex. Gene Ontology annotation, molecular function: zinc ion binding; ubiquitin conjugating enzyme binding; ubiquitin protein ligase activity. The coding region runs from base 1 to 2040 and encodes 679 amino acids. Gene Ontology annotation, biological process: protein polyubiquitination; ubiquitin-dependent protein catabolic process; positive regulation of proteasomal ubiquitin-dependent protein catabolic process. The transcript has 4 exons.